AUGGGCACCAAAAACAGCUUGAAGGAGGUGCACAGCGCAAGCGGAGUAGGAUACAUAAACAAAUACGAUGUGGAGAAGUAUGGCAAUGUUUCGAACUUGGAAAGAAGCAAAAGAGAGUACCUCCCAAUUAGCAACCCAAACAUGGAGAUUUUUCAUUCGCUGAAUUUUGAAAAUGAUAAUUACAGAGAUCCAGGGGAGGGGGACGUGGUCGGAGGACUCCGCAUGAUGAAGGAGAGGACGGUUUUGUCUCCCGGCGCGGGGACGGACAUUCCUACGGGAGAACCACCCGUUGCGAAUAGCCGCAGUGGCAACCGUGCUGGUAGCCCCGUUGAUGGGCACACUGAUAACUGCGGUGAUGGGCACACUAAUAACUGCGGUGAUGGCCGCACUGAUAACCGCACUGAUGGCCGCCCCGAUAGCCGCAGCGUGGACCCCCCGCACACGGUGGACGCCCUCUUCAGCGCCAACAAAUACAAAGUGAAAAAAAUCAAAGAGACACACAGCAUCAGUGCGGACUACAAACAGAAGAAAAAUUUAACGAGUAUUCUUCCUUUUGAGAAAAUUAUCGAAGAACAAGAAAUUAAGAGUUUAUAUCCACAAAGCAAAGUGCAAGAAUUGUGCAACCAUCAAAAUGUGUAUGAGGAGAAGGGGAGAUACAAUUUGAUGUCGUUGAAUGGGUAUGUUGCUAAGGGUACAAUGAGAAAGGAGCUGAGUGUGUACCAAAAUGACAUAUACGACUAUUUACUGCAUCAGUACGAGCAAAAUUACAGACAUUUUUUUGACAGCAGAUAUACGGAUCAGUCAAUUUUUAAGGGAGAUCCGAAAGAGUUCCUAGCUAGCCAGGCAAACCCAUAUAAGAGCUCAGCUGAUGGCAACGAAGGUAGAGACACCAAUGGGACAUACAUCGCAGGAGGGAUACUCAACACAAAAAAUUAUGAGAACGAUGAUGAUGUGGAUAAUUCGAAAAGGAAAAAUAGAAAUGCCAUUCCGCGUAGCAGCGAAGAGGGUAAUCAUAGCAACCUCGCAGAGGAGGCAAUGUCGGAUAAGCUUAAGGGGACCCAUCUGUAUCGUAAGAACAGCUACAGUCUCGAUGUGAACUCCGCGAACGACGCGAAUGGCACGAACAGCGCGAAGGGUGUGACUCCUCUAAAUGGAAGAGAAGACAACACAUAUCAGACCAGCGUCGAGAUUUCCAACCUGUGUGAUGAGGACGCCAUGGAUUUAUAUAAAAAUAUCGGCGAGGUGUACACUCCGAGGUCGAAGUUGUUUGUGUAUGCUGUGAAGGAUGACUCGGAGGGGGAAAGGCAACCCAUGGAGGGAAGUCCCACAGAUGAAGUUCUUCCCAGACUAGACACCCCUCUCGGCAAUCUGCCCCUCCAAAUAAAUAAAGAAAUGAAGAGAAUCUUCAAACGGAUGAAGCAUAAAAAUACAGUCGUGAUAAGCAACGUGGGCGUGAAGACUGGGUCGACCACCUUCUCCAAUAAUAUCCUGAACAGCGGCCAGGAGCGGGGCUUCUUCGGAGGAUCGGCUGACCAAAGGAACUGCGUCUACGCCCACGUGAUGGCUAGAGAUGACCAAAGCGCACGCGCACAACAACUGCUGGAGGAGCUAAUCGAAGGAGUACAAAACAAAGUGGUACAGAAAAAGGUAAAAUAUUUACUAAAAUUCCUGUCGAAGAAAAGUCUGUUCCAUUUACCUCCCCCGAAAGAAAAACACAAAGAGGAAUACGCAAUACAACUCAGGAAAAUAAAAAAGGAAAUAUUUAUCAACGGAAAAAAUGUAGAAAAUAUGUAUCCCAAUAAUGGAAUAUAUGUGUAUAAAUAUUCAAGCAUGUUAGUCUAUACAAUCAACAGGAGGAUCUUCUACACACCCAAUUAUUUGAAAAAAAAAAUGGAAAGUUAUGAGUGCAAAACGUUGCAUAAAGUCUUGACGGAUAACUUCCUCUUUCAUGUAAGAAGAAAAAUAGAAAAUAAACUCCCCAUGAAACCUAACCUAUUCUUAACCCUAAUCAAUGACAUAAAGGUUGAAUUUCUGUUGAGUUUUGAGACCCUGUGUAUAGGAAAUUCAAAUUUGAAAAGGAAGUAUAAAAAUCAGCUCUGCCAAAAUAUCGAUGUCAUA
This is a messenger RNA of Plasmodium cynomolgi strain B, 2118 nucleotides long. RefSeq lists its product as hypothetical. The record is from RefSeq and is a predicted model, not a curated record. NCBI's taxonomy places the organism in Eukaryota, Apicomplexa, Aconoidasida, Haemosporida, Plasmodiidae. The annotation marks the transcript as partial. The transcript is spliced from 3 exons.